AUGACGACCAUCAGCCAGUACAAGCACUACACCUUCAGCACACCUGUCGAAGUACAUCUGCCCAAAAGUCUUACGCAGGAAGAGUUCGAAAGUCUCUUGACAUCACAGUCAAACCCUGAAGCGGCGUUUACAUUUCCAGCUCUCGAUAACUGGCUUUCGAAUCUGCUGCAUAAUUUCAGCCUCCAGCAGAAUGAAGCUCACCCAUUUCACAAGCACCCUUACAAGCUACGGACGCUGGAGGUCCAGGCUGUAGACUGGUUCUGGCGAAAUCUACCAGGCAAGCAAGAUAAGUUGGGGUUCAUGAAAAUUCAGUCCAGAAUUGAGACAGAUCCCUACAUACACGAUGGAGAAGAGAAAGCGAGAAUAGACUGGAUUCCUGGAGCAGUUUUCCUAAGAGGAGGGAGUGUUGCGGUACUCAUCAUCGUACAGCCCGAAGACGCACAAGGAGACGAUGAUAAACAUGUCAUUCUCACAGUGCAGCCGCGCAUAGCAGCAGGCUCGUUAGCGUUCACCGAGAUACCGGCAGGUAUGCUGGAUGGUGGCUCGCUCAAAGGCGCAGCAGCCAACGAGAUCGAAGAGGAGGCAAAACUCAAAGUCAGGGAAAGCGAUCUUGUCAAUCUGUCAGAGCUCGCGCUGGAAGGUGUACCUGUGACGCCCUGGACAAGCCAAGCGAAUACAGCUGCCAAUGGAUCUGAGAAAGUUGAAAAUUCGAUGUACCCCAGCGUCGGUGCUUGUGACGAGUUUAUACCAAUCUUCCUUUGCCAAAAGCGGCUGACUCGACGCCACAUGAACUGGCUACAAGGCAAGGCAACAGGCCUGCGCGACGAGGGCGAAAAGAUCACGCUCAAACUUGUUCCACUGAACAAAGCCUGGAGGGAGGCUGGCCGUGAUGCAAAGGCGCUCGCGGCGAUUGCCUUGUACGAGAAUCUCAAAAGAGAGGGACAGAUACCUGAAGCGCCUCGCGAGGCUGAGGUUGAGCCGACAGAUUUAGAUUAG
This is a messenger RNA of Boeremia exigua, 996 nucleotides long. RefSeq lists its product as uncharacterized. Lineage: Eukaryota; Fungi; Ascomycota; Dothideomycetes; Pleosporales; Didymellaceae. The transcript has 2 exons. Gene Ontology annotation, biological process: ribose phosphate metabolic process; nucleoside phosphate metabolic process. Gene Ontology annotation, molecular function: ADP-glucose pyrophosphatase activity; ADP-ribose pyrophosphatase activity. The record is from RefSeq and is a predicted model, not a curated record. Bases 1 to 996 code for a protein of 331 amino acids.